AUGAGACUAAAAUUUAAAUAUAUUGUAAUUAGUUUAUUUAUAUUUCUAAAUAUAGUUGUAAAUUGUAAUAGUAGUAGUAGUAAGAGUAAUAUUGAUAUUAUUAAUAAAGAUAGUAUAAAAUAUAUAAAUGAAAAUGAAAAAGUAGAGGUUUUCAAAAAUAAUAAUAAUAAUAAUAAGGUGAUAUUGAUUAUGAUUUACAAGAGAAUCGAUGACUUUGUAAAGUGUUUACAAAGUAUACAUCAAUCAAACAAUUCAAAUCAAUAUCACUUGAUCAUCACACAAUCGAUACCUACCGAUAACAAUCGUGAAUACUACGAUAGAGUGGAACAACUGGUCGAUCUACACAAACCAAACUUUCAAUCCAUUCAACACAUAGAAACAAAGUCAACAUCGAAUCAAACCUAUGGAAAUGCUUAUAAUGCAUUUAGAAAUCUGAUUCAUGGGUUGAAUUAUACUUUAAGAUCAUUUCCAAAUUUAGAUUCUUUAAUUAUUUUUGAAGAGGAUAUUGAAGUAUCAAAAGAUUUAUUUGAAUUCUUCGAAAAGAGUCGAGAGUUGAUAAACAGUGACGCAACCAUUCGAUUUGCAACUUCUGCAUUCUUCUUGCAUACCACACAUCCUCAGUAUGACUGGAGAGUUGACAAACCAAUAAAGAGAAAGAGUAUUCGUAAUCAAUUGUCACUGGAUUUGCUGAAUCCAAACGAGUUGGUAAAAGUUAAGCUACAAGGUCAAAUCGAAUUCAAAGUGUUGGCAUGGAUGGCACAUCAUUCUAUAUGUCGUCAAAUGAUAUCUGAUUUCUACGAAAUUGAAGAUUGGGUAUUUAAAAAUGGUGAGCAUUUAGUUGAAAAUAAACCAAAUACACCAAAACCCAAAUUACUUUUAGAUCAUUGUGAUUGUUGGAAUCAUGACAGAUAUUUAGAGCUUAGAUUUAAAGGUUUAAAUUUCAUUGGAUCUCAAUCACCUCGUUGUAAUCAUAUUCCACAGAGUGGUGCUGGACUCAGUAAUGUAGAAGAUGACUAUGGUUUCCCAGUGAAUCAAAUCUAUGUAACAAAAGAUAAAUUCUAUAUAACAGAAAUUAAAGGUAAUCCUGGUGUUUGGGGAUUGAUGAAACAAUAUCUUCCGAAAAUGGAAUGUCCGAAUCGAGUGGAUUGUUACUCUCCUGAUACCAGUGAAAAGUGUGGAUCGGUAAGAGUAUCGACUUGUCUCAAUGUAUGGGGAUUGGAAUGUGUGCCUUGCAGCGGUAGGAAUGCAGCAACACUAGAACCAGAGUGCAGAAAGAAGUAUCCAAAGUGUUGUGGAAAUCAAUGUAAAACUAAAUCACCAUUCUUCUUAUCAAUUCCAUCAUUAUUCAAUGAUGAAUGA
This is a messenger RNA of Heterostelium album PN500, 1359 nucleotides long. RefSeq lists its product as uncharacterized. Gene Ontology annotation, cellular component: Golgi apparatus. Lineage: Eukaryota; Evosea; Eumycetozoa; Acytosteliales; Acytosteliaceae. The transcript is spliced from 4 exons. Bases 1 to 1359 code for a protein of 452 amino acids. Gene Ontology annotation, molecular function: alpha-1,3-mannosylglycoprotein 2-beta-N-acetylglucosaminyltransferase activity. The record is from RefSeq and is a predicted model, not a curated record.